Messenger RNA from Kockovaella imperatae, 1749 nucleotides. RefSeq lists its product as hypothetical. The transcript has 2 exons. Bases 393 to 1433 code for a protein of 346 amino acids. The record is from RefSeq and is a predicted model, not a curated record. Lineage: Eukaryota; Fungi; Basidiomycota; Tremellomycetes; Tremellales; Cuniculitremaceae.
CCCGCACUCACUCACCAGCCACCAGCCACCAUCAUCUUUCAGCACUUGUUCAUUCAUUCACUCAUUCAGCUCGUCGUCGUCGUUGAAGGACCUCACACUCACUCAGUAGCACAUCCCGUGGUCAACUCUGGGACCCAUCACUCGUCACACCGACACUCUUUAGUCACAAGGCCGUCUCAAUCGUCCUCCAUCCCCACCAAUCUCCAACCCCCUGGAUCAUCGACUCUAGUUGGUCAAAGGAAAGGAGUUCACAUCUCAUCUACCUCGUCUCCGUCCUACUGCAUUGAUAUUCGACUGUGGGACCACGACAUCGGUCCACGACAUUGGUCCUCGCUCGAGUCAUUUAGAUCUGUUCAACUCUCACGUUUGACUGAACCCUCACUACGACCACCAUGAAAUACAUCGCUUUGGGUCUCGCGGUGGCGGGUCUGGCUGCUGCUCAGAAUUCGUCACUCAUCCCUGCCAACAUCUCCUCCACCUGCAACACCUUUUUGACCCAACUGAACAACGAUGACUCGCUCUCCAACUGCAUUCAACCAUUGCUCAACGCCACUGUCCAAUUCUCCCCUGUCAGCAAUGUCACCCUCAACGAAGAUGACAUUAACACGACUCUCGGAGCCAUCUGCAACACCAACGCUGGAUGCGCCGAUUCGACUAUCCGACAAUGGCUCAGUGAAUUCUAUGCCAAUUGCCAGGCUGAACUCACCGGACAGAGCACGUACAGCUCCGAUGUCAGGGAACUAUACGACGUUCUCUACGUUGCCAACCCUCUCAAAGCCGCCGUCUGUUCCGUCAACUCUGCGAAUCAGGACUACUGUAUCAAGGAUAUCAGUACCUCGGAGAAGUCUGGCAACUCGUCGACUUCUUCUUCUGCUGCUUCUUCUUCUGCUUCCGCUUCGGCAUCUGCUUCUGGAGUCGCGUCCGGCAGUCUGUUCACAAAGUGGUCACCGGUCGAAUUCGCAGCUGCCAACCUUUACAUCACCAUUCCUCAGACCGUUUCUCAAAUGACCAAGCGCAUGCUUGAGUACUUUUCUCCCCGUGGUGAACAAUCGCCGUUCUCAAUCAUCAAACCUAACACGACCACUUACCGAAACACAAACUUGCCAUUCUUGUUCUUGCAAGACGACAUGACUUCCUCUCAGUUGUGCACACCUUGCACUCGGGAAGUAUUUGUUGCAUACAUCAAGUGGGAAUCUCAGAUGCCCUACGCUUUGGGCCUCUCUCAAUCUCCUAUCCUUGGAGGUCAAAACCAAUUGUGGAGAUCCGUCAAUGCUACUUGUGGUGCUGGGUACGUCGAGUCUAUCAUUUCUGAAGUUGGGUCCGGCAACUUUGCCAGCUCGGGUAUCGGAGCCGCCGCGGGUACUUUGUCCACCAUCCCAGGUCUCGGUAUGGGUCUCGCUGUCCUUGCUGGAUCCGUCGCUUUGCUCUUCUAGAGCGUUUACCGUCACACUUGUUCGGCAUUUCAUUCUACAGUGUAUUUUUAAUCUUCUGCUUGGCUCGUCGUGGUCGGGGAAACAUCACACCGUCGACACGGGUCUGGCUUUACCAAAAAUCUUGGACAAUCAAUCCUUGUCUGCUUUUCUGGGUGGAAAGGGAAGGGAAAAGUACGGACGUUCUAUACCACCAGGCUUCUUCUCUUCUCUAUAGAGACCCUUUCUAUAUACCUCUCUUCUGUGUGUAGAAAGCAUGAUGUGCAUAUAAUGCAUGCUCGUGCCAGUUACGCGCGAUUAUUAAUGCUAUACUGUGAUG